Molecule: messenger RNA, 411 nt
Organism: Lodderomyces margitis
Lineage: Eukaryota; Fungi; Ascomycota; Pichiomycetes; Serinales; Debaryomycetaceae
Exons: 1
Coding region: 1-411 (136 amino acids)
Cellular component (GO): cytosol; nucleus
Molecular function (GO): DNA binding
Source: RefSeq, a predicted model, not a curated record
AUGGACGACGCUGAAUUGAAUGCCAUAAGACAAGCCCGCUUGGCGGAGUUACAAAAUAGGUCUGGUGCAGGGAAUAUCAACUCUUCGUCACCGCCGAGUCAGCAACAACAAACAGCGGCCAAUGACAUGUCCACUGCUAUUUUAGGCAAAGUUUUGGAAACCGAAGCACGCGAGAGAUUGAGCAGAGUUAGAAUAGUCAGGCCAGAUAGAGCACAAGCAGUGGAGAAUUACAUCUUGAAACUUUAUUCCAUAGGUCAGAUAAGGCAGAAAUUGAGGGAGAAGGAUAUCGUGGAGAUACUCGAAGGACUAAGUAGAGAUACCCAACAGAAACAGCUGUCCAAAAUUGUAUACGAUAGAAAGCAGACACUCGAUGAUGAAGAUGAUGGUGACGAAGAUGACUUUUUCGAUUAA